AUGGGGGCAACCCCUUUCCACCCCUCGAUCCUCGAGGUCCGGUUUCUGAGGAAUUUUGACAAGCCAACAGACACGACGUACAAUGGGACUAAGGACCCCGAAGAGCACCUCACAGCCUUUGAGGCACGAAUGAAUUUGGAAGGGGUAGGCAACGCAGUUAGGUGCCGAGCAUUUCCCGUAACACUGGCCGGUCCAGCAAUCCGAUGGUUUAACGCACUCUCACAAGGGUCCAUCACGACCUUCACGGACAUUUUCCAAAGCUUCCUAGCUCGGUUCACAACAUGCAUAGCCAAGGCCAAACACCCGAUUAACUUGCUAGGGGUCGCCCAAAAGCCUGGGGAACCGACCAGAAAGUUUCUGGACAGGUUCAACGAUGAAUGCUUGGAAAUCGACGGCCUCAUGAACUCAGUUGCUAGUCUUUGCCUAACAAACGACCUGCUAAACAAGGACUUUAGAAAGCACCUCACAACUAAGCCUGUAUGGACCAUGCAAGAAAUUCAAAGCGUGGCCAAGGAAUACAUCAAUGAUGAGGAAGUAAGUCAGGUUGUAGCAGCCAAUAAACAGCAGCUCCCGAACCCACCAGCUCGGCAGACUCCCCAGGUCGACAGAUAUAAGGAAACUCCUAGGGAUGGAACAGCAGCCAAGCAACACAAACAACCCCCACGGGUGGGGAGGUUCACAAACUACACGCCACUCACGGCGCCCAUAGUGGAAGUCUAUCAGCAAAUUGCAGACAAAGAAAUCCUAUCCAAACCCAGACCAUUGAAAGAGAGAACAGGAGGCAACAAAAGCCUCUACUGUGAUUAUCACAAGGGUUUUGGUCACAAGACCCAAGACUAUUUCGACCUCAAAGAUGCUUUAGAAUAG
Molecule: messenger RNA, 867 nt
Organism: Arachis duranensis
Lineage: Eukaryota; Viridiplantae; Streptophyta; Magnoliopsida; Fabales; Fabaceae
Exons: 1
Coding region: 1-867 (288 amino acids)
Source: RefSeq, a predicted model, not a curated record